This is a messenger RNA of Gossypium raimondii (Peruvian cotton), 1409 nucleotides long. RefSeq names its product inactive protein RESTRICTED TEV MOVEMENT 2. The record is from RefSeq and is a predicted model, not a curated record. Lineage: Eukaryota; Viridiplantae; Streptophyta; Magnoliopsida; Malvales; Malvaceae. The transcript has 3 exons. The coding region runs from base 165 to 965 and encodes 266 amino acids.
AUUUCGAUUCAAAGAAAACACCCAAAAAGAAGAAAAUAAAUGUUAUGAGUUUUUGCUUCUGGAAUGCUUCUGUUUUGUCUAUAUAAAACCAACAAAUUUAGCAGCAAUUCUCACAGUUCAACCUGAAGUCUAAUAAUAUUCAUCAAAAGAAUUAAUCAAAAGUCAUGGCUUUGAAUCCCCGGCCUGCUUAUGAAAAUUUGGAGGUUUACACUGAAUGGGUUCAUGAAACUGCAAAGGACACUUUAAUUGCAUAUCUUCAUGGGUUUAAGAAGGAGCAGCUUAAAGUUCAACUGACCAGUGGGGGGAACUUGAGGAUAUCUGGAGAAAAACCAAUUGGUGAGAACAAAUUCAGCCGUUUCUCCAAGGAACUCCCCAUCCCAUCAAAUUGUGACCAGAGCAAAAUCAAAGCAAAUUACAAGGGUAGUAUGCUUCAGGUUAAGUUCCCGAAACUGAUUGUUCCAGCCGAUGAGAAGCCGGAAAAAGUAAAAGCGGUGGCUGAAGUUCCGAACCCGAAGCCUGAUCAUAAGCCUGCAGAUGUGCCGGAGAAACAAAACAAUGCAGUUCAAGAAGGUCAUCCCAAGACCACCCUGGAAAAACAAACAGGUGAUGAUUCAAAUACAGAUGGGGUAGCCAAGGAGGCUGGCAAAGUUUCAGAGAAAACACCAGACAAACAAGAAGAAAUGGAAGAUCAAAGGCAUGCAUCUAAUGGAGCUGAUCACAGACUUAUGGAGAAGGAGAAAAAUGGUAAGGAUCAGGAGGUAAAGAGUAGCUCAGCCAGUGAAAAGCCUGUUGAUUCUGCCCUACGUGCUGCUCAAAGCGGGAUCGUUUAUAAACAAGUUGUUGAGGGUUUGGCCAAGGGGGUGAAGGAUCCAAGAAAAGUUAUGAACAUGGUUUUGGCUGUUUUAUUGGUCGCGGUGCUUGCAGUUUAUCUUAGAAAUGCGAUCAUGUCUCUUGGGAACUACUAGAAGUAAGCUUUGCGGGACGCAAAUACAGAACGUAAUUUCUCGAUUGGUUUCACCCUUUGAAUUUGUCAUUCCUUUUAUAUGCCAAAAGCAGAAGAACAAUAAUGCUAAACAUUAUUCCAACUUCCGAUACAAUAAAGAUGCUAAAUUUGUUUAGGGCUAGAGACCAUUUCAUCUUCAGGAUUGGAGUGUGCAAUUCGAAAUAAUUUUGGAAAAAUGAUACUUGAAAUUGAUUCCAAAUUUGACUUUUUAUGAAAUCUGCAAAGAAGACUACAGGGAGGCAAACAGAGCUGUAGAUUGGGUAGCAAUACAGUUUAAGAAGUGGAUGAGCUUUCAAUAGACCUCUAUCCUCUUUUGAUAUUCAUCCUGGAUAAAAGACGGUCUUCUUGUACCACCAUGUUGAAGAUUUGGUAAUUUGAUUCUAGUUAGUUUACGAGAUUUAGAGAA